UACCUCCAUAAUCUUUAAUCUGAGUGUCUGUGCUAUCGCUGCCAGAGAAGCGAGUGGGACAACUCGCUGCGGGGUCGGGAGUCGUUUCUCUGUUUCACUCGGCCGAACCGCUGAGCAAGAACGACGACCCCCCAGUUCCAUCAUCAUGUCCCUGGAUUUUGACGCUGCUGGGCUGCAGACGCAGCACGACGAGGACGAUGACUAUGACCAGGAGGACUACGAGAGGCAGCAGGAGCUCCAUAAGCUGCUGACGGACCUUCCAGAUGACAUGCUGGAGGACAGUGGGGACGAUGUCUCGCAGGCACAUGAUGGCUCUGUGUGUGGAGACCACACCAUUGAUGACAGGACCCAGCACACUUGGGAUCCGCACACUCAGUGGAAUGAACUGCAGGGUGACACCCCCACUGAUGAGAAUGGCGAAAGUAACUAUGUGCAGACCCCUUACCAUGAAGACUACACCCAUGAACACGGGACUGAGCAGUUCAAUGGACACAUGAAUCAGCAUCACGCUUGGUUGCAGCCACAAGGGCAGCGCCAGGGCUACAUGUAUGACCACGGAGAAUACGUUUUCUCCAAGAGGGGCACAAACCCGUCUGCUGUAGAGAGGGAGUUUGCACAGUACCCUCAUGCGGAGCCAGAGAGGGAUGGCCAGGACCAUGUGGAUAAAGCCAGUUCUAGAAAACAGGUCCAGGUCCUUGAGGGCCAGGCGUCAAGGGAUGAUCAUUUGGCUCAGUACAAGGUCACCUUCAAUCCAUACCAACCUGAUGCUCAGCCUAAGAUGUUCAGACUGGAGGGGGUUGGUCCAGAUGGUGGGUUUGACCAGCUGCAGAGGGAGUUCCUUGACUCUGCCCACAACUCUGCGGAUAAGCAGCAGAUUGCACAGCUGCAGAUACUGAACAAGGCUCAGCUAAGGCAAAUUGAGGAUCUGGAAAAGAAGCUGGAGGACUGCAGACGUAACAUGCGGUACAUGGAGCACCAGCUGGCCAUUGUGAAAGAUGAGAAGGAGGGCCUGGCAGUUAGCUUGAAGGAAUCUGCCCACUUGCUCCAGGAGGCUAAGGAGCGAGAGCACCAGCUACAAGGCAAGGUUUCUGCACUGCAGCUGCAGGUGCAGACGCUGACUGACAAGGACUGCGAGAGUGGGAAGAAGCUGCAGGCUGCCGAGGCAGCGGUGGACAGCUUGAAGCAGCAGAUUGCGGAGCUGUGUCGCUCAGAGACGUUGUCCCGUGCGAGGCAGCAGCACGAACGUGAUCUAGUGGCCAUCCGCGAACAGCACGAGGCCAAAAUUCUGGUCCUGCAGCAGAAGCUGGACACACAGGUGCAGGCGCUGGAGGAACAGACGGAGCUGAGCCGCAAACUUCAGGAGCAGCUGAAGCAGCUGGAACGGCAGAGGGAAGAAGAGAGACUGGAGCGAGCAGCAGUCAUCAACACCCUGACCAAGCGCUUGGAUGAGAGCCAGCAGCAGUGUGCCAGCCUGCUGCAUACAGGGAGUGUCCAGGAGAUGAACCAGCUUCACAUGCAAUUGCAGCAAGUGCAGUCAGCAAUGAAAAUUAGUGAGAACAUGAACAAAUCCCUACAGGAAGAACUCUCUGAGCUGAAGGAGCAUGUCACUCUGUAUGAGUCUGCAAUCAAAUUAGGGGUCAUUUCGCUGGACUCCAAUGGAGAAUGGGACAACCAGCUGUCCGAUUCAUACGUAGAACUGGGCAUCAAGAAAGUCAACUGGAAAAAUAGUCGCUUCCACAGCAGUCCCGUGACGACCAGCACCUCACCUGACGCCUUACCGAGGACUGACAUGGUCUUCGAGCUCAAGGCUGAGUUGCAGCGCCUUCUGGGCAGCCUGAAGGCCAAGAGGCAGAAGAUCUCCCAGUUGCAGGAGGAGCUGCAGCGGACCCAAGCCAGGUCACAGGAGCUGCAGGACCAACUGGACAAGGCUGAGAGAAGUGUGCGAGACUCCAGGCUGAGGGAGAUUAGCCUGGAGAAGCAGCUGGAGGUGUCCAGUAUGACAGCACACCAGGAAGAGCUUCAGCAGCUGCGGAAGGACAAGGAGCUCCUCCAAGACCGAGUGGAGAAACUAGAGUCGCAGAAUCGCGAGUUGAAGCAGAGCGAAGAGAAGGUGAGGGCUGCCAAUGGGGAACUCUGCACCAAGAUGAGGGAGAUGAUCCAGGAACUGGACCAAGAGAAGCAGGAGGCAGCAGAGAGGUAUGAGAGGACCCAGCAGCAAUUCCGGGAUGAUGUGGUGAACCACGUCCGCACCGAGCUGGCCGAGGAACACUCCGCACAGAUGGAGGCUCUGCAGACAGAGUGCCAGAAAAAGGUUCAUCUUCUUGAGCUCAAGCUGGCUGACCUGAACAAGGAGAUGGUUGCUGUGCAAGAAUGUUACAUUGCUAUCUGCAGAGAGAAGGACUCUCUGGAGGAGAGCCUGCAAGCCAAGAUGAUGGAAGAAAGAACAAAGUUUGAGAAAGAGCUACGAGACCAAAUGGACAAGGAGCGAGAGCAAGCCCUUGCACAGCUGAAGGCCAACUUGGAAGCUCAGCACCAUGUAGCUGCUGCUGCCACCAAGGCAGUGUGGCUGAAAGAGAGGGGAGCAGAGAUCCAGCGCCAGGUGGAAGCACAAGUGGCACUGAUCCAGACUACGUGGGAGGAGGAUCACAGCAAGGUAUUGCAGACUGCUCUGGAGGAAGUGGAGAGGCAGUGGGCCCAGCGAUGCAAACAAGCCAGUACCAGGCGUGAUGGUAUGGUUGAGGAGAGGGAUACUCAAACAGAAGGGUUGGAUUCCAGGGCAGAGCUGGAAGCCCUGCUGACUGCUCAGAGGCUUGCCCUGCAACAAGAGGCAGCACAAGUACAGGCCAGAAUAGUAGAGGAGGCAGUUCAGCAUGUGGAGCAGGACCUUCACAAGAAACACAUGGAAGCCCUCACCCAAAAGGUGGCGAGCGCCGUUUCUAGUGCCCGUGAAUGCUGGCUGCAAGAACUCACCUCCCUACCGGAGUACAAAGCAAGCCUUCAGGCUGAGAGAGAGGACUGGGAGAGGAGGCAGGAGAAGGAAACUGCUCAGAAGAUGGCUUCAGUGCUGAUAGCUGCAGAGGAGAAGUGGAGGAGGGAGCAGGAGGUGGUAGAAGCAGAGCUGCGGGAUGCGGUGCGGCUCCUGCAGCAACAGUUGGAGCAGAGCAAGGAGGAGGCGGCAGCCCGCUUGAAGGCUGAACUGGCACAAGCCCGGGCGGCCUGGAACCAGGACAAGCAGGAGGAGAUUUCCCGCAUCCAGGCCCAGAAUGAGAAGGACUACCGCUCCUUCCUGGAUGAGCAACGCUGCAAGCUGGAGCUGGCCCUGAAGCAGGCCAAGGAGGAGGCAAGCCGGCAAAAGGAGGCAGAAUUCCAGCAGCUAUUCAGAGACCAGCAGGAGGAGUGGAAUGCCCAGCAGGAGUCCCGAAGCCAUGCUGAGAGGAAGCGGCACCGGGAAGAGGCUCUGCUUGAAGCACAGAGCACACUUGCAGAGAUUCAGGACUUCAUUACAAAUGAUCCAAGGUGGCUGACCCAAAGCGAGGAGAAGCCAUCCAGCAGCCCUUGUGCAACCCCCAGCCCAGGGGGGCUAAGAGCCUAUCUGCAGACAGCCUGCAGGGCCCUGCUUGUCCAGGCAGUAGACCAGGUCAAGCAGCACUGGAAAAAGUGCAGUGAGGACCAGCUGGCUCGCAUGCUGAAAGAACAGGAGGACCAGCACAAGAAGGAAUUGAAUCGUAUUCGAGUCUCCAUGUUGCAAUCCAACGAACUGCCAUGUGGACAGAGUUGUGCAGACAGUCUGCAGAAGUUGCAGAAGCAGUGCAAGGACCUGAAGAGGCACCUGGAGAAGGCAUGCAGGCAACUACAACAGACUGUGCACGACCACAAGGCUGCUCUGCAGCAACUCAAAGAGGAGCAUGAGGAUGCAAUGCAAAAGGAGCGGGAAGAGAGCCGGAAGAAGCUGGAGGAGGUGAAACGGUCUUCCAGCAAUCACCCUUCCCUGUAUCGGACAGACAGCAGCCCAGAUAGCCAGCAGUCUCUUCAGGCUGGACUGGAGGAAAUGAAGAAACAAUACAUGAAAGCUGUUGGAAAAAUUAGAAGCGACAUGCUGCGCUACAUUCAGGAGAGCAAGACGAGGGCUGCGGAGAUGAUCCGGACAGAGGUUCUAAGGGAAAGGCAGGAAACGGCCAGGAAGAUGCGCAGGUACUAUCUCACCUGCCUGCAAGAGCUCCUGGAGGAUGGAGGCAAGGCCCAAGGUGCAGAAAAGAAAAUCAUAAAUGCUGCAAGCAAGCUGGCCACCAUGGCUAAAGUGUUGGAGACCCCCGUGUCAAAGAAACAAGGUGGAAGGAAUCGUCCUGUUCAGACAGGCUCAAUGAGGUUGGAGACUCUUGCUGGAGAGAAAGCAGCCAAACUUUCACUUUCGUCAUCAGACCAGAGCACAUCUCCUCAACAGGCAGCCACUCAGACAAGUACAUCUGCUGAGAAGCAACAAUUGAGUAUGGUUUCAAUUGAUCGUGACAGCAGGCCUGGAGCAGAGCAUCCUGGGACUAAAAGCCCCAGUGAAACUCUAACAUCUCGAGAUUCCAGUAUGUCUGACAAGAGGAAAGUACAGCAGGAUGCUCCUUCUCAAGCUCCACCAAAGCCGGCCCAGUCCCUUUCACUCACGCCAGUGGGAAAUGGGAAAUCCCUCUUGCCAGUGGGUGGGGUUACUGAUGAGGGGCAGGUCCAUGUGACCUUGAGGACCCAAAGCAGGGAGUUAUAUGUGAGGGAAGCCAGUGACCACUUAAGUACAAAAUCUGCAGUCAAACCUUUUCUGAUUAAAGAGACUCCAGUUAAGGAUGGUGGGUGGAGCAACUGGAAUUUUGUUGGUUCUGAACCAUAUUUAGACCACCAGAACCGCACAUCUGCUUUUCCAAAUGGCCAAUCGGAGCUUCGUAAUGCCUCCGCAUUUCCUGUCCCUUCAUUUAUUUCCGUUUCUGAAACUGAUGAUGACACAGAUGACGACUUGUCUCGUUACGGAAGCUGGAGCACCUACAGGAAGCUGCCAGAAGUGCCGAACAAAGCUAAAGUAAAGCCGCCGCCUUCUGCCUCUCGAGAGGGGGCACAGGACACAAACGUGACUAAGGCCCGAGAUCCGAUUCCUGGGUCCGAGGGAGCCGGACUGCGAAGACUCUGUUCCAAGAGUUUGUUCCCUGAAAUGAAAGCCUGUCAGCAGGACAGUGGAUUUGAUAGCCCUCUUUCCCUGCUACCCAAGUAAACAGAGACGGGGAAUGAGCCCUGGGCACGGAGAGAUGCAGACAGUUUGUCUCAUCAUAAGCAUCUGUUUAUUUCUUCUGCAUUGUGCUAAGCCUUCAUUAGGACUUGGUAUUUAUUCCCUGUUUUUGAAUGCACUGGUGCUAGUUUGUCCCUUUGGUUGUACUGUGAAUGUGUUAAUGUAUUUCUGAUCUAACUUUCUGUA
Molecule: messenger RNA, 5446 nt
Organism: Scleropages formosus (Asian bonytongue)
Lineage: Eukaryota; Metazoa; Chordata; Actinopteri; Osteoglossiformes; Osteoglossidae
Gene: cep152
Product: centrosomal protein 152
Exons: 28
Coding region: 146-5245 (1699 amino acids)
Biological process (GO): centriole replication
Cellular component (GO): centrosome
Source: RefSeq, a predicted model, not a curated record